Messenger RNA from Exophiala aquamarina CBS 119918, 723 nucleotides. RefSeq lists its product as uncharacterized. The transcript is spliced from 2 exons. The coding region runs from base 1 to 723 and encodes 240 amino acids. The record is from RefSeq and is a predicted model, not a curated record. Lineage: Eukaryota; Fungi; Ascomycota; Eurotiomycetes; Chaetothyriales; Herpotrichiellaceae.
AUGCCAGGCACCGCCCCAUCCACCCGACCACCUCGCCCACCACGAUCAUCCCUCCGUUCAACACCAGCGGCAGCGCCAACAUCCUCCCUCCCGCCCGCCAGGAAAAGCAAACCUCUAAUCUACGCCGUGGGCAUUGCCGCCAUCGUCGCAUCCGGCGCCAUCGUCGGUGCCAUUCUCAAGAUCGAGCGGCAGAACGCAUCCGCACAAACCAGGCGAGACGAAUAUUACCAGCAACAAGGAGCAGCAGGACCGACGGCGGCGACGGAGCUCGACUACCGCAAGGCGAUCGAGAGCCUGGAGACGCGGCGCGGGCAGCUCCUCGCGGAGAAACUGCAGUUCGAGAGGAAGAUCUUUACGCUGCGGGAGGGCCAGAAGAGGAGGAAGCUGAUUGAGGAGGAGCAUGAGGCGGCGAAGCUGCAGAGAGAUACAGCAAGCGCCGCCGCGGUGGCGGAGCAGCCCAGUAAUGGCCUCGGAGAAGGGCUGAAGCAAGUGGAUGUCCCGAGCUCUGCACGGGCGGAUGUUCUUCGGAUGGGCCGGGAGACCGCACCGCAUCGCACUGUACGUGGUGAAGUCGAGUCGACCCGGCGCAAUCGACGCCCCCCAGCUCAGUCGACGGACCAGAGGUUUUGCCAAUACUCCAUCCGAUCAGUCCUACCGUUGUUGCCCGGUGCUAAACACGGCCCUGGUCAUCCUCGCCGCUUGGAUAUCUACCCCAGGGCAUGA